Paraglomus occultum is the source of this 271-nucleotide messenger RNA. The record is from the annotation of a GenBank genome assembly. NCBI's taxonomy places the organism in Eukaryota, Fungi, Glomeromycota, Glomeromycetes, Paraglomerales, Paraglomeraceae.
AAAACAUGACGAGAACGAAUGGAAGGCUAUUGUCAAGCUUCCCGGAGUUCCCGAAGAGGCUAUUAAGACCAGAGUGGAAGGCAACAACCUCCAUAUAUCGGCCGACGUCGAAUUAAGUACUCUUUCUGGUGGACCCAACAUCACCGUUGAAUCGAACGAGAUUAAGAAGUUUUCUCAUUCUGUCGUUAUUCCUCCACAAUAUAAUACAAAUAAGUUGGGGAAAAAAUUCGAAAACGACGACACUACAAUCAUCACUAUUCCUAAAAAAUAA